This is a messenger RNA of Penicillium daleae, 1026 nucleotides long. RefSeq lists its product as uncharacterized. The transcript has a single exon. NCBI's taxonomy places the organism in Eukaryota, Fungi, Ascomycota, Eurotiomycetes, Eurotiales, Aspergillaceae. The record is from RefSeq and is a predicted model, not a curated record. The coding region runs from base 1 to 1026 and encodes 341 amino acids.
AUGUCACCUGGCUUGCCUUUCAGCAAGGAGACCUUCAACUCCAGCCAUGAGCUUGACCCCGCAUCGCGUCUCUUACCAGCCUCCUCUCUGACAUCUCAACAUCUUCUCAUUCGCCCAACAGAGGACAUUCAGAGCUUCUUGAAGAAAGAUCUAUGUGUAGACAGGCUUAACCAUAUCCACCAAUACCUAUGGCUGGCUGGCCGACCGAUGCCUCCCAAGCCCCUGAAUUUUCAAAUAGCAACAUCCCGUGAUAUUGUUGCCGACCACAGAAUUGAUAUGCACCUGGUAUGGGAACAUCCUCAACGCCUCCAUCUCAAGCCACUACCACGGUAUAUCCUGGAUGCUGAAUUUUGGGCUGCAAAUUUGAUGACCUGUGAAGGGCCAUGUUGUACGCAAGCACGACGAAACCACAUCUCGCCAGACCCAGUCACCACAUGUACCAAAGACAUCUACAAGUGCGCGCUUGGAUUCCUUUACUCUUAUAUCUCCUUGGUUCGAUUUGAAUGUGAUCUAGCUAUCGCCCAUGAGCAUCACCUCGUUCCGAAGGAUGUGACCUGGGAGAAAUGGCUUCGUUUUGUCCACCAACUCCUAGAUAAAGGAGCCACUAAUCCGAGUAACGUCAACCUCCGAUAUCUCUAUGGCGAGUUGAGGCUGUCACAACUCAACAAGAUCUAUGCAUUUCGCUAUGCGAGUCCUUUACGAGGCUAUCAGUUUACUUAUCAGACAUACGGAGAGCUAUUUCGCGAUUAUCUCGGCCCCCUAACUGCUGGAACCAUCUACAUCGCUCUUGUGUUGACAGCGAUGCAAGUUGGACUGGCUACUAGCCAUCUGGGUGAAAAUGCAUCCUUUCAGAAUGCAUCAUGGGGGUUCACAAUUUUUGCAAUACUGGGCCCAUUGAUUGGGGUUCUACUAGCGGGCAUUGUGGGCGUAUUCCAGUUCUGCACUAAUCUUGUUGUGACCAAAAGGCUCACACAAAGGCAAUUUGCGUUAUACGAAGAUCAAAAAGUUCAGAACCAGGUGCCUUGA